GAGGAGCAGAAGUGAAAUCAGAGGUGAAGAUGGCUUUAGCCAGCGGCCACUGGCUGGAGAAAGAAAUCAGAGGAGAACCUCCGAGUCCCAGACAUGGUCACGCUGUAGCUGUGGCUGGAAGCGUCGCCUUUCUGUUCGGAGGAGCGAGUAACAUCAGCCCAGAGGUCAGUCCUGUUUACUUCUCUGACUUCUACAUGCUAACAGUGACUCCUGAUGAUGUGACCUGGGAGGAGAUUCCUCAGAGCGGAGAAAUCCCGUCGGCCAGAGAAGGACACACACUCUGGUAAAUCCCACUCCAACAUGGCCGCCAGCAGGUAGCAUGGAGGUAGCGAUGAAUCAGAACAGGUGACAAAACUUUCUACAGAAACUAAACUGAAGUUAUUGUCUGUGAACCUAAAGAGGAACGAUCUGGAACCACAGCUUCAGUUAUCACAGCUGGAAACCUGAGAUCAGGCUGAAAUCUGGGUUUGAACCUCCAGAGCCACAUAAAGACGGUUACAAAAUCAGCCUUCUAUGACCUGAAGAACAUUUCCAGGAUUAAAGGACUAAUGUCCCAGCAAGAUCUAGAGCAGAGGUGUCCAAAGUGUGGCCCUGGGGCCAUUUACGGCCCUUGGAAUAGUUCUGAGUGGCCCUUGAUCACAGUCCAGGAAGUUGGUGGAGAUUUAAAAACAAUAUUGGGGUGAAUUGCAACACAAAGUAUUUGUCCAGGUUUUUACUUUGAAUUUAUUUUCCUUUAAUAGGAAACAGAGUCACAAAAAACAGUUUCCUUUCCUUUGUUAGGGAAAUGAAAUGAAACUGCUGAGCAGUCUUCAACCACUUCAAAAUAAGAGCAUGGACAUAAACUUCUAACUACUUCAAAUGUCAAACUUUAUUCAACUGAAAGUUUACAAAACUGUACAAAAGUUUACAAAAGUAA
Messenger RNA from Xiphophorus couchianus (Monterrey platyfish), 916 nucleotides. RefSeq names its product rab9 effector protein with kelch motifs-like. The transcript is spliced from 4 exons. The coding region runs from base 30 to 287 and encodes 85 amino acids. NCBI's taxonomy places the organism in Eukaryota, Metazoa, Chordata, Actinopteri, Cyprinodontiformes, Poeciliidae. The record is from RefSeq and is a predicted model, not a curated record. Gene Ontology annotation, molecular function: protein binding.